Molecule: messenger RNA, 1959 nt
Organism: Bacidia gigantensis
Lineage: Eukaryota; Fungi; Ascomycota; Lecanoromycetes; Lecanorales; Ramalinaceae
Exons: 4
Coding region: 1-1959 (652 amino acids)
Molecular function (GO): iron ion binding; oxidoreductase activity, acting on paired donors, with incorporation or reduction of molecular oxygen; heme binding
Source: RefSeq, a predicted model, not a curated record
AUGGCUUCCAUUCUUACCUAUCUCAAAACCUACGCUGGUAAAGACCUGGGCGGUCUCAUGGGCGGUCUUGGUGCCAAAGACCUUCCUAUCCUCUCGGCAAGCCUGUUCCUGCCUCAUGGAGCGGCAAAUACUUAUACCGUCAACCUUUACCAACUUGUGUGCUUAUGUCUCUCGCAGGGAAAUGCAUUCAUAGGACGAGCUUUGAAUGGAUUGAAGCCAAGCACAGCAUUGGAAUGGCUGGCUCUUCUGGUCUGCUUGACGAUGCUGACCUCUCUGAUCACUAUAUCGAUCACGGGAAUCCAGUCAGCUUUGGCGGUGUCGAGCUCGAAGAGUGGAAAACGGCCGCCAAUGCUUCCUUAUUGGAUUCCUAUCGCUGGCAGCAUUUAUCCUUUUCUCGGCGACGGUCUAUCGUUGAUGAGGAGAUUCAUGCAAAAGUAUGGAUACAAAGUGCCAGCUGGACUCAAACUCGGCACCACGACGCUCUAUUUCGUCAGCGAUCCGCAAUUCGCGCCCAUCUUUUUCAAACCCAGCCCACAAAUGGGUGCUAAUCCGGUUCUACUGUACUUCAUGCAGAAUGUUCUCGGAACACCGCGUCGCGCUCUUCCCUUAUAUGCUGAAGACAACUCAGGAGGGCACCCGACUCCGUUUCCUGGGAGUUGUGUGGAACCCGAGAAUCGCAUCAGGUUCCAUCACAUGCAGGCGGCUCACAAAUUCCUCGCUGGGUCUCACAAUGGUAUUCAGCUUAGCGAACGGUACACAGAUAUCCUUCGCCGCAAUAUAUCCGCCAACGAUACCGUCCAAGACGAUUGGAUAGACUAUCCAGAUUUUUAUGCCUUCCUUCGAGACAUGAUGUUCUCAGCAUCAACGGAAGCUCUAUGUGGCUCAGAAAUCCUUCGGCUGAUUCCAAACCUAGCCCAAGAUUUUUGGACGUACGAUGACCAUGUGCCGACUUUGAUGAAAACGCCAUACCGCUGGCUAGCACCUAAAGCGUAUAAGGCUCGGGACAAAAUGCUCGAUGAUAUCAAACUGUGGCAUGAACACGCAAAAGCCCAUUCUGAUUUCACCAAAAUCGAUCCGCAAGAUCCAGACUGGGAGCCAUAUUUUGGGACAAAAUACGUCAGAGCAAGGCAGAAAUUCUUCCAUGAUAUCAAGAUGAUGGACGCCAAUGCACGAGCAGCCGAAGAUGUCGGCUUGAUCUUCGCGGCUUCCGUCAACUCCAUCAAAGUAACAUUCUGGGUCUUCUUCGAAGUCUUCACACGACCUGCCCUCCUCGCGCGGGUACGAGAGAUCGCUCGCCUCAUCCAUGAAUCAUCAGAAGGAAAAGAAUCGCACACAGUCGCGCGUGGUAAUGAUCCCUUGCUCCAAUCCAUCUUCGCCGAGGCGACAAGAUUGCGAAUCGCUGGCAUCAUUGGCCGAGAGGUACUUGGGAAUGAUCUUACUCUUGGAAAAUGGAGCAUCCCCAAAGGUUCCUUCAUUGGUCUUUACUCAAGAUCUGCAGGCCUGAAUAGCGACGUCUGGAAGACGGGGACGGCUGAUGAUCCUCAUCCAGUGGAGGCCUUCUGGGCGGAAAGAUUCCUUGUAUAUCCCAAAGAGACAAGGCCUAGCGAAUCGCGCAGCUCUGAUCCCGAUGGACUCAAGGACGAACAGCGCCCCCAUCCAAAAUCCAGGCCAUGCACACCCGUUCUUCCAGAAAAAUCAUCCGCAAAGCCCAUCUUCUCAACAAGAGGCCUGAACAACGUCUACGUUCCCUUCAACGGCGGCACGCUGGCUUGCCCAGGUCGACAGUUCGCAAGAUACGAAGCCAUCAAUACGCUCGUGGAGUUCGCGCUGAACUUCGAUAUCGAGUGCAAAGUUCCAACGACGGGAUGGGAGCCGAGGAUGAAUGGAGGGUUCUUUCCGAUGGGGUCGCUGCCCCCGUUGGAUGAGGGCAUCAUCGAGGCAGCAUAUGCCAGUGAUUAG